ACAUCUUGGACAAGAAGAGAGACAGAGUGAGAGAGUGAGAGAGGAGGAGAGGGGGAUUCUAUUCUAAAGACUUUCCGCUUUUAGGCUGUACAUCGCUUUGCGUUUUGGGAGAGAGGAGGAGAAGAAGAAAAAAAAAACGACCUCUAUCCUUUCAUCUGUCAUUCGGAGAGCCGAGUUACCUUUGGUAACCUUUGGCUGGAGAAGACAAGCGCGAGGACAGAGCCAGAGGUGGGAUUAUUAUUUCCUGUCAACCUUUACGACUGGUCGAGAUUGUGUCGUCAUCAUCCUGGAUUCUGGAUUAGUUUCUCCAAAAAUAAAAACGCCAGGUGCCAGUGGAGACUAGAGCGAUGAAGACUCUAUCCCUCCUCUUCCUCCUGCUCCUUGCCUCGGGAGCCUGUGACGACGUCAAGUACAUCUCCAAGAGGAAUUCAGUGGAUGGAUGCAUAGACUGGUCGGUGGAUCUGAAGGAGUACCAUGUUCUGGCUGGGGAACCCGUUCGGGUGAAAUGUGCCUUGUUCUAUAGCUACAUCCGAACCAACUACACCAUGGCAACCAACGCCAAGCUGCGCCUCAUCUGGUACAAGAACAAAGGAGAUGCUGAGGAGCCUAUCAUCUUCUCAGGUCAUAGACUGAGUAAAGAAGAUGACUCCAUCUGGUUCAGAUCUGCUGAAAUGGAAGACAAUGGCUUUUACACCUGUGUACUAAGGAACUCGACCUACUGCGUGAAAGUGUCCAUGUCGAUGGCUGUGGAAGAGAGUGAUGAGGGGAAAUGCUUCAGCAGCAAAAUCCGACAUCUAGAGAAAGCUGAGAUAACCCAUGGGAAAAUGAUCACCUGCCCUGAUAUAGAAGACUAUUUGGCUCCAUACAAGCAGCCACAGAUGACCUGGUAUAAGGAGUGUGAGCGGGUUGAAUGGAGAAGCUCUAUCACUAUUAACAAUACACACAUCUGGAUUCCUGAGGUAGAGGAGGGCGACGGGGGAAAUUACACCUGUGAGUUACAGUAUGGAUCCAGACUGGUGCGGCGGACAACAGAACUUAAAGUGACAGCUCUGCAGACCACUCAGCCUCCCAAGGUCCUUUUCCCCCCGCAGAGGCAAGACACCACGAUAGAAAUCACGCCUGGUAUGCCUCUCAGUCUGGAAUGCAAGGCGUUUUUCGGCUACAGUGGAGAAAACAGAAGGCCUAUUAUCUACUGGAUGAAAGGAGAAAAGUUUGUCGAAGAACUAGCGGGACACAUUAAAGAAAGUGAAGUCAGGAUUUUGAGGGAGCAUUUAGGGGAGAAGGAGGUGCAGCUAUCCCUAAUGUUUGAUGCUGUGGAGGAGGCAGACCUGGCCAACUACACCUGUUAUGUGGAGAACCACAUAGGGAGGCGCAGUGGGAGUGCUAUACUGCAGAAGAAAGAUAUGUAUCGUCUGGAGUUGGCUGGUGGUCUGGGGGUCAUAUUGUUGCUGCUGGGAGUCCUCACGGCACUGUAUAAGUGUUACAACCUGGAGAUCAUGCUCUGCUACAGGAGACACUUUGGAAGCGAUGAGACGGAAGAUGAUAAUAAAGAAUAUGAUGGCUAUCUGUCCUACACUAAAGUGGACCUUGACUGUUUGGGCAGCAGGAUGAGCAGCGAUGAGGAAACAUUUGCUUUGGAGAUCCUGCCGGAUGUUUUAGAGAAACAUUGUGGAUACAAGCUGUUUAUACCAGACAGAGAUCUAAUACCCAGCAGUACCUACAUCGAGGACUUGGCUCGUAGCGUGGAGCAGAGCAGACGCUUGAUCAUCGUUUUGACUCCAGAGUUUGUCGCCAAAAGAGGGUGGAGCAUCUUCCAGAUAGAGACACGCCUCCACUCCAUGCUGGUUACCGGGGAGAUCAAGGUGAUCAUGAUAGAAUGUGCAGACCUGAAGAAUGUCAUUAACUAUCAAGAGGUGGAAGCACUUAAACAUACAAUCAAGGCUUUAUCCAUCAUCAAGUGGAGGGGUCCUAAGAGCAACGAGCUGUCCUCUAAGUUUUGGAAACAAGUGGUCUACGAGAUGCCUGCGAAACGCAGAGAGACGCUGUCUAGACGCCAGGUGAUGGACUCUGGUGAACAGGGCCUCUUUGGUGACCUACAGACCACCGUCUCCACCAUUGCCAUGACAACCACCUCCGCCUCCUUGGCACCCCCUAAUGAUAGUCGCCAUGGACAUCAUCAGGUUGCCUUGGCGACAGAGAUCCCCGACUACAACCAGAUGACAUUGCCGCUGGGAGGCGGUCACACUGCCACAGCGGCCCAAAUGAGGCAUUUCUGCCGCAGCUACGAGUUCACGCUUCCCCCACAGCCUUCCUCCAUGUCGCCUCCCCUCCCACCUCCCUCCACCGUGCAAUUCUCCACUCUGGGCCCCGGGGGGCGCCACGUCUAUUGCAACAUCCCUAUGACACUGCUGAAUGGACAGGGGUUAGGAGCAGUUCACUGGGGAACAAGAGGUGACCCAGAGCAGUACGCUUGGGAAGAAGCCAGAACUCCACCUGAACAGCACCUUCGUACCGCUCACCAGCAGAGAACUAAGCUCUGACAUCUGGUAGAGGGACUGCUCAACUGGUACUGGAUCGCAGACCGGUUUACAGACUGCUUUUAAACUUGCUUUGGAAAUGGGGUUGACUGGUUGGUCGACUGGUUUUCAUUGGAUUUUUGGACUGUGUACAGCCUUGGUUUUCUAGAGGGACUGCUUGUGAACUGCCUGCACACUAGUUUUAGGCCACUUCGUCCCGCCUUGUGAACAAAGGACUGCUCAAAGACUUAAGCCUUGGAUUCACAAUUGUUGGAUAUACUGGCUGCAGACUGCUAACAGAAAGACAGAUUCAGAUCCUAAAACUGAUUGUAUGCUGAUUUUGGACACACCAACUGGAUACAAACUGAUACACUGGUAUGUAAGCUUUGUAGCCAUGACCAUUGGAAAGGAGCGCUGUUACACAACACGUCCUACACAUUUGACUGGUGCAGAGAAUUUGUAGACAUGUAUGGACAUGUGUAUGUAGUGAACUGGAAAAGUCAAUGAAAAGAUCCAGGAUACUUAAACAAUGAGUAGGUAUCCCCAAACAGGAGUGCUCCAUUUGUCAAAUAAGCUACCAAGUUGGACCAUGGAGCACAAAAAAAAGAAAGAAAAAAAAAGCAAGUACCUCUCAAAUUGUCGUCUGCCACCAGCCGUGUACCCGGAAAACAAGUUGAUUUGUCAGCUGCUCAACUUCUCGGAAAUAUCGGUUCAAGGAAAAACUAAAGUAGCGUAAUCUCGGGCGACCAGUCGACCGCCUGCCUAGCUGAGUUCUCAGUAUAUCCAUCUACCUGUUGACUAGGUGGCUUGUCAGUUAACGAGGCAGACUUCAAGCAAUGAUUUUUGGAAUACCAGUCCACCUUAAAACAACAAGUCAACCUCUUGAAAUACAAUUCCUGGCUAGCUAGCCUGGUUUGGUUCUUAGAAGCUUAUAAAUGGUUGACUUAGAAAUGGAUUCCAGCAAGAAUAUCCAGAUAAGGAGUGACGCGUGGAGCAAUUGCUAAACUUAUUAAUAACUGAGAAAGCACAGUCAGCUGGUGUAUAUGGAAACAUAGCUAGUUACCUCCUGAGCUAAAAAGGCACAGAGAGACUGCAAACUAGCCAGCUCACCUUGUAACCCAGUAUAGAGCAACUAGUCAACUCAUCAAGAGGUGAACUGGCCAAGAGGUGACCUACCAACGUUUACCACCAAGCUAAAAGCUUAAAGGACUUGGCUUUUUCUAUUUGCAUGACCACCCAUUUAGAUAAAAAAAAAAUCAUAAAUAAUAAUAAAUAUAGAUAACAGAGUAAAUGACACAAUCAUUUCUCACAGCCUCUCUUAAUAUGGAGGAGAAUAAACCAAUCUUAUGUUGAUACAGUAUAUUUGUUUUCUGUCCGGCCAUGAAGUGAUGAUAAAAAAAAAAACUGAUAAAGGGAAAAAAGGAGGUGUCCCUCCAAAAACAUUUUGAUUUUCUUUAGUUUUAUUUAAGAAUGUUAUGCUUUUAGAAAGUUGGUGAGCAUUUUAGCCAGUCUUUGUUUUCAAUGUUUGUUACAAUAAUCUCUGUACAGCUUCCAUAAGUUAUGCAUAGACCUAAUACAUGACAGUGAUUUGUUCCCUGCUAUUUCUGUUAACUCCCACAUUGUGUGUGAGAUUCAGAGCCUCUUUUUGCUUUCAUGUUGGAUGGAUGGAUGGAUGGAUGGAUGGACAGAUGGAUAGAUGGGUAGACGGAUGGAUAGAUGGGUGGAUGGAUAGAGGGAGGGAGGUCGGAAUGGUUGGGUGGGUGCUCACGGCAGUACAACCUUGCUAACGGACCACUACCAGUUAGCCAAGUGGGGUGGUCCCUGCAUACAGAGCCGGAUUUCAGGCUGAACCAGACCACAUUCUUCUUUUUUAAGAAACCAAGAUUAUUACCAUAAUAUUUAAGCAAAGUGAAUAAUGUUUUGAAUUUACACAAAGGUACUGUCAUUGUCUUAUUAGAACCAAUGAAUUCUGGAUAUUUGAGAUUUUUUGAUACAAUUAUUAAUUAUUUGAGUUGUUACAUUCGAUGGCAAUAUACAGUAUAGUGGUUGUCUUUUGAGUUCUGCUCAUUUCUUUGACUAUUCUUUGGAUAUAUUGGUUGAAAUAAUUUA
Messenger RNA from Perca flavescens (yellow perch), 4625 nucleotides. It is a transcript of the gene il1rapl2, whose product is annotated as interleukin 1 receptor accessory protein-like 2. Gene Ontology annotation, biological process: signal transduction. NCBI's taxonomy places the organism in Eukaryota, Metazoa, Chordata, Actinopteri, Perciformes, Percidae. The record is from RefSeq and is a predicted model, not a curated record. The transcript has 19 exons. Bases 348 to 2540 code for a protein of 730 amino acids.